AUUUAUGGUUACUAAUACUCAAACAGUUACAACAAACCAAGAAAAAUCCAGUUUUCUUAAACCCUAUUGUCAAGGGUUUAUACUUUAUCUUCCCUAAUUUCUCUGGCACUUGAAAAACUAAAACAAAACAACAAAAAACAAAUAACAAAAAACUAGCCGUUGUAAAAGGGACGCGUAGAAUCACGCCGCUUAACUCUAACGUUCUAAAAAAACAACAAAAAAACAUUUCGAACUUUUUUUCUUCUUUUUUAUAAUCUCACAAUUCAUAGUGUUUAAAUCAAAUUCAUCCCCCCUUCACAAACUUCAACUCAUCUCUCUCUCUCCUCUCUUUCUCUCUCUACGAAAGGAAGAAGAAGAAGAAAGAAAGAGAUUUCAUUUCAUAUUAAAAUUCCCAACUAUUUUCUCUCUCCUCUUUUUUGCUUCGGUUUUAUGGCAACUAUGAACAGCGGAUACUCAGACAAUACUCCGGCGACAACUACGGCGGUUCUUCCGGCGAAGCAAAAUGUUGCUCCGGUGAAGACUGUUGAUACUCAAUCUGUUCUUAAAAGGUUGCAGUCUGAAUUAAUGUCUCUUAUGAUGGGUGGUGAUCCAGGAAUUUCAGCUUUUCCUGAAGAAGACAAUAUAUUCAAUUGGAAAGGAACAAUUCAAGGAAGUAAAGAAACAGUUUUUGAAGGCACAGAAUAUAAACUUGUUCUUAAUUUUCCUGCUGAUUAUCCAUUUAAACCUCCUAAAGUUAAGUUUGAGACUGGUUGUUUUCACCCAAAUGUGGAUGUUUUUGGUAACAUCUGCUUGGAUAUUCUUCAGGAUAAAUGGUCAUCUGCUUAUGAUGUUAGAACCAUAUUGUUGUCAAUCCAAAGUCUACUUGGAGAGCCUAAUACCAGCUCACCAUUAAACACACAAGCAGCAUCACUUUGGAGCAAUCAAGAAGAGUAUAGAAAAAUGGUGGAAAAGCUUUACAAGUCAUCAACAGCUUAGAGUGUUAGAUGUUGUUGUUAGAUUGAUGAUAAGGUUGGGUGGUUUAUUUGGGAGCACAAUUGAAGAAUUGAUGAAUUGUUGAAUUGAAAAGACAUAAUUCUUUCUGUAUCAAUCAUUGUGCCAAUCAUUUGUUGUUGCACAAGUGAUAAAGAUUUGUCCUUGCAUGGAAUAUCACAUAUUUUUUUACUACUCAAUAAUAUUUGUGUCACCAGUUUUUUCUUCU
Beta vulgaris subsp. vulgaris (sugar beet) is the source of this 1198-nucleotide messenger RNA. Its product is annotated as ubiquitin-conjugating enzyme E2 20. The transcript has 6 exons. Bases 430 to 975 code for a protein of 181 amino acids. NCBI's taxonomy places the organism in Eukaryota, Viridiplantae, Streptophyta, Magnoliopsida, Caryophyllales, Amaranthaceae. The record is from RefSeq and is a predicted model, not a curated record.